AUGAUUACUGAAAUUAUCAUCUUUCUUAUAAUUAUAUAUUUUGCUAAAACAAUUUAUACAGAAUUUUUAGCAAGUGGUAAUCCUUUUUCAUCAUCAAAUCAACAAGAAGAAUCAAUAAUAGAAGGUAAAUUUACUCCUAAAACAUUAUAUAAAUAUAAUGGAAAAGAUCAUCCAAAGAUUUUUAUGGCUGUAAAAAGUAGAGUAUACGAUGUAAGUCAAGGUUCACAAUUUUAUGGACCAGGUGGUCCUUAUGAAAAUUUUGCUGGUAGAGAUGCAAGUAGAGGAUUGGCUUUAAAUUCAUUUGAUCCUGCAGUAUUAACUCCCUUGGAUGAACCAAUUGAUGAUUUAAAAGAUUUAAAGGAAUUGGAAAAGGAAUCUUUGGAACUGUGGGAUGAACAUUUUGAAAAUAGAUAUAAAAUUGUUGGUACUUUACAUGAAAAUGGAACAGUAAAUGAAGAAAUUAAAGGUCUCUAA
Molecule: messenger RNA, 474 nt
Organism: Lodderomyces jiufengensis
Lineage: Eukaryota; Fungi; Ascomycota; Pichiomycetes; Serinales; Debaryomycetaceae
Gene: DAP1
Product: Dap1p
Exons: 1
Coding region: 1-474 (157 amino acids)
Cellular component (GO): membrane; endomembrane system
Source: RefSeq, a predicted model, not a curated record